AUGUCCGUGUUAAUAGAGACGACACUAGGACCGCUCGUGCUGGACUUGUAUGUGGACGACUGUCCAGUGGCCUGUACGAACUUCCUGAAGUUAUGCAAGACGAAAUACUAUCAUGGAUGUUUAUUUUUUAAUGUUCAGGAGAAUUUUAUGGUUCAAACAGGGGAUCCCACGGCUACGGGUACUGGUGGAGACUCGAUCUAUGGCCAAUUGUAUGGAGCCCAAGCUAGAUAUUUCGAGGACGAACUACCCAAAACAAUUGGACGAUCUCAUGAAGAUCGUAGUGGGCUAGUAGGUAUGGCGUCUAGCUCAGCCAAUCAGAAUGGAUCUCAGUUCUAUCUCACCACACGAGCACAAGAUAUGGCAUAUUUGGAUGAGCAGCAUACGAUUUUUGGUGAAGUAGCAGAAGGAAUGGAUGUGUUAAGUCAGAUUAAUGCAUUAUUUGUGGACAAAGACUAUCGACCGUAUCAGGAUGUAAGAAUAAAACAUACGUACGUAUUAGACGACCCUUUUCCAGAUCCAAAAGGUCUAGAAGACCUCGUUCCACCAUCGUCACCGACACGAGAGAGACCAGAGCAGGAACAGGUAGAGGAACGACUUGCAGCUGAUGAGAAAUUGGACGAUAAUGAAGGCAAGACAGAGCAAGAGAUUGAGAAAGCAGUUCGUGUAAAAGAAGCCAAAUCUCGUGCGGUGGUGCUUGAGAUGAUUGGCGACUUACCAGAUGCAGACGUGAAGCCACCGGAAGAAGUAUUGUUUGUGUGCAAAUUGAACCCCGUAACGGAAAGCGCUGAUUUGGACAUGGCAUUUUGUCGAUUUGGGACGUGUAGGUCGGAGGUGAUUCGAGACCAAAAGACGGGAAAUUCCUUGUGUUUUGCAUUUGUAGAAUUUACGGAUCGGCGACAUUGUGAGGAGGCAUAUUUUAAGAUGAAUAAUGUGUUGCUGGAUGACCGUCGCAUCAAAGUGGACUUCAGUCAGUCGGUAUCAAAAUUGUGGAAUAAAGUCAAGAGACGACCGUGGGAGAAAACGAAUAAGCGCGAUGGAGACGCGGUUUCUGGUGAUAGAAAAAGUGGCAGCCGUAGUGGCAAUAAUAGCGGUAGUGGACGUCGUGAACUCGGUGGCAAGUUGAGGUUGAAGUCGCGUGGCGCUGACGUUUUUAAACUUGUAGAGGAAGAAGAAGUCGCAUCGCCAUUGCGUCGAUUGAAACCAGCUUCUAUUCGCCAGCGAAGUCGUAGUGCUGAUAGGCGGCGACAGUCGCGUAACGAAAAGGAGUCGGCUCGACUGCGGCAAAAAAGAAAUCGCAGUCAUGAGCGUCGUAGUGAUCGACGUCGCAGCUCAAGUCGUGAACAUCACGAUCGACGACGUCAAAGCCGUAGCCGAGACCGCAUGCACCAUAAGCGAAGUCGUAGUCCAAAUAGGAGUCACAGGCGUGACCGGAGCAGUGAUCGUGGUCAUCGUUCUCGACGGUAA
Peronospora belbahrii is the source of this 1464-nucleotide messenger RNA. Lineage: Eukaryota; Oomycota; Peronosporomycetes; Peronosporales; Peronosporaceae. The record is from the annotation of a GenBank genome assembly.